GUGUGUGUCCGGGGUCCCAAUGCUUUUAAAGGCUACCUGAAAGACCCAGAGAAGACGAAAGAAGCUCUGGAUGAAGGAGGAUGGGUUCACACAGGAGACAUCGGACGCUGGCUGCCGAACGGCUCUCUGAAGAUCGUGGACCGUAAGAAGCACAUCUUCAAGCUGGCUCAGGGUGAAUACAUCGCUCCAGAGAAGAUCGAGAAUAUUUACAUCAGGAGUGAAGCUGUGGUGCAGGCCUUCGUUCACGGAGACAGUCUGCAGGCCUGUCUGGUUGCCAUCAUUGUGCCAGAUCCAGACUUUCUGCCCGGCUGGGCCAAGAAGAGAGGAAUAGAGGGAACAUAUGAGGAUCUGUGCAAAAAUAAGGAUAUAAAGAAAGCCAUUCUGGAGGACAUCGUCAAGCUGGGUAAAGAAAGUGGCCUGAAGUCUUUCGAACAGGUGAAGGACAUCACUCUGCACAGCGAGAUGUUCACCAUCCAGAACGGCCUGCUGACGCCAACGCUCAAAGCCAAACGCGCAGACCUGAGGAACCACUUCAGGAGUCACAUCGACGAGCUCUACGCCAACAUCAAAAUGUAGAAAACACACAACCAAACACUCGAGAGGAUCCGCGCUGACACUCGAGGAGUACAAACACACCAAAAAUACUGCUUUAAAGGGACACGAAAGGAAAACUCUGUCAUUAAUUACUCACUAAUUAAAUCUGUAAGACCAUCAUUCAUCUUCAAACUGAACAUUAAGAUAUUAUAGAUGAAGAGCUCUCUAACCCUCCAUAGACAACAAGAGUCCCGAAAUAUUC
Molecule: messenger RNA, 796 nt
Organism: Danio aesculapii
Lineage: Eukaryota; Metazoa; Chordata; Actinopteri; Cypriniformes; Danionidae
Product: long-chain-fatty-acid--CoA ligase 1-like
Exons: 5
Biological process (GO): very long-chain fatty acid metabolic process; long-chain fatty-acyl-CoA biosynthetic process; long-chain fatty acid metabolic process
Cellular component (GO): membrane; endoplasmic reticulum
Molecular function (GO): arachidonate-CoA ligase activity
Source: RefSeq, a predicted model, not a curated record